This is a messenger RNA of Lathyrus sativus (Indian pea), 630 nucleotides long. Lineage: Eukaryota; Viridiplantae; Streptophyta; Magnoliopsida; Fabales; Fabaceae. The record is from the annotation of a GenBank genome assembly.
AUGUUAACUGGACUUCCUUGUUGUCAUGCAAUGUCUUGCAUGAAAGAUCAACAUUUGAAAAUUUAUGACUUUGUACCUGACUGUUACAAGAAGGAACAAUAUGUCGCUUGCUACGCACAUGUGAUAUAUCCACUUAAUGGGGAAGCCUUGUGGACAAAGACUGGUGUUGUUGAUCUUCAGCCACCACCAAUAAAGAGGCAGGCUGAAAGGCCAAAGAAAAAAAGGAAUAGGGAAGCUAGAGAGAUGGUGAGGGAUGAGGCACACAUAAAGAAGGCAAAACAUGGUAUAAAGUGUAGUCGUUGCCACAAGGAUGGUCACAACAAGGUCACUUGUAAACUACCACAACCACAAGCUAGUUCAAGUCAGGUACAAGAUGCAACAAGUCAGCAACCAUCACAAGCUAAUACAAGUCAAUCACCACCUGUUGCAAUAAGUCAACCACCAUCACAAGCUGUUACAAGUCAACCAUCACCACCUGUUGCAACAAGUCAGCCACCACCACAAUCUGUUACAAGUCAACCACCACCACCUGUGGCUACAAGUCAGCCACCACCCAAAACUAAGAAAAAACUUCAUAAGGGUGGCAAGCCUGUUUCAAGCCAACCAUCAUCAAUAUUAUAUGUUUACUAG